GCAACGAGCGGAGAGGCUGGGACCUGCCAUCGUUUGCUCUUUUUCGGAUCUUGUUUUUGCUUUAGAAUCCUCGACAGUAACCAUGAAGGAAAGAAGGAACACGCAGCCUUUGGUGGUCAGAUGUAAACUGGUUCUGGUGGGGGAUGUACAGUGUGGGAAGACGGCCAUGCUGCAGGUUUUGGCGAAGGACUGCUAUCCAGAGACGUAUGUACCCACCGUGUUUGAGAAUUACACAGCAUGUCUGGAGCUGGAUGACCAGCGUGUGGAACUGAGUUUGUGGGACACAUCAGGGUCUCCCUACUAUGACAAUGUACGGCCACUUUGCUACAGCGACUCUGACGCAGUGCUGCUGUGCUUCGAUAUCAGCCGUCCAGACACUGUGGAGAGUGGACUAAAGAAGUGGAGGACUGAGAUCAUGGACUUCUGCCCUAACACCCGCAUUCUCCUCAUCGGCUGCAAAACAGACCUGCGCACAGAUGUCUGUACGCUGAUGGAACUAUCCAAUCAGAAACAAACACCGAUUACCCACGAGCAGGGAUUGGCCAUGGCCAAGCAGCUGGGGGCCGAAACCUACCUGGAAUGCUCGGCUUUCACCUCGGAGAAGAGCAUCCACAGCGUGUUCCGCACGGCCGCGAUGGCCUGCAUCAACAAGCUCCAGCCGCUUGCCAAGCCCAGCCCCAGUCGUCGCCUCUCCAAGCGCCUGCUGCACCUGCCCAGCCGGUCCGAGCUGCUCUCCUCCACCUUCAAGAAGGAGAAGGCCAAGAGCUGCUCCAUCAUGUGAGCGGAGAGGAGGGGCUUCAACUCCCCACCAAAAAAAAAGCUUCUCCUUCCCCUGCGCUUUGGUCUGGGGAAGGGGGGUGGGUUCUGAUGUCCUCAUCAAUGAAGGCUUCACUGUGGAAUCCUUCCUCACCCCCCAAAAGAAAUAUGUUUCAGAACAAGUGGACACCUCGCUGUCCAGCUUGUCCUGAUUUCUACAGCAGUGCAUAUCCGUCUUACCCAGUACCGUAUCUUGCUUUUCUCAAACCAAGAUUUGAUCAUUCAGCCGUUCAUUGCAUCAUUCAUCACCGUAUCAAGAGAAUUAUUCUUUUGCUUCAAUGUUAUUGUGACGUUUAAGGUUCACAAUGAGUCAGCUUAGUAGAUAAGGAACAAGUGUUCAGAAAAUGGCCGUCAGUAACGUGGUAUAACUUCCAUUUGAACCGUUCGGUGUAUUAUUGGCUCUCUAGUGUCGGACAUAUCUGAAAAACUAACUUAAAAUGUAGAAUAUGCACUGAAGAGUAGGUGAGAGGGUGGCUCUUGUAGGCAGAGCAUUGGAAAGCUGUGUAAGGCCCAGGCCAUGUAGAGAUGUUGGAGGAAGGGGGCUUUUAGCAUUGUUAACAGACAUUAAAAUGCUAAAGGAAUUGGCUGCUGUGCAGACUGGAUACUGUAAUGUAAUUUCUAUUGGAACCUGCCUGUUAUAUCAGGCUUAAGAGAGGCGAACAUUGUAAUUAAUAAAAAAAAAAAACAAAAGAGGGAGGGGCAAAACAAACAGACAAGACAUUUUCAGACAGUGAAUUGUAAAACUACCAAAGACGAGUUUCCAAUUUCAUCCGCCCUCUGAUGAUUGAACACCAACGUGACGUACGUGCUUCUAUUUUUAAAGAGGCAAUAACUGUCAGAGGGAGAGAGGAGGGCCGUAAGUGACGGACCACUGGCCUCCUGCUCUUCUGUAGUGUAGAGAACCAUGCAUCUGUGAGCUAAGGCCAGAGACUGUGGGAAUUCUAACGUAAAACUGAAUUGGACUUUUAUGCUCUUGGUCUUCAGAAAGCUGUUGUAGCACCAUGUUGAUGUUUGUCAAAUCAACAAGGAUUCACAAAAACUAAAUGUAUGCAGCAAAGUUAGCCUUUUCAAUCAGCUUUCUUUAAAUCUCAGCUUGUAAUUUGAACCAGACCAUCACCACACAUCACUCCGAACGGUUUUAUAUGCAUUUUCUUCAGAUUCCUGAUGUAGCAUUCCAUCUUCCACCAGUAGAUCUCUCUCUCCUGUGUACAGGUUUUCUCGCCUUCAUGUCCCUGAGCUCCUGCGCAAGUGAUACGACCCUUUUUUGCGACAGACUCCUUUGCAGGCAGUUCAGUGUGUAUCUAAAAGUGGUUCCUUCUGACUAAAUUCUUAAGCUUCUUGGUUUUUUGAGUGCAAAGUGCUGAUAUCAAAACCUGCUUUUGACCACAAAGCAAUAACAAUUGACAUGCUUGUGACGCAAAAUAUAUAGAGUGGCAAUAAAAAAAACUGCUUUGUGAUUAACUUCAUGUGACAGCUUUGUGGACGUGUGUGGCCGUGCCUCCAUUACUGCUGUAAAAAAAAAACAAAACAAAAAAAAACCUGUAAUUCAGUUUAACUGUAAUGCUGUUAAGCCCUCCUUGUAGCCAGGGUCGUUGUGGAGUAAACCGUGACGUCUUUGUGUCACAAAUCUAAUGUGGGACUUUAGGAGUACAAGCGUUUAAGUGCAACACAGUCACCAGACGCAUAGGCAUAUGGGCUCCAUGUCAGCACCAUUGGGAGAUGAAGGCAUUGAGGACUUUAGCAGGGAGAUGAGAAAAGCCAAAGGCAUGCAGGAUCAUUCAUGGGUCUCUGAAUUCAGACAAGGCUGUUGAAACGUAUGGAACAAUCGACUCAUGACAAUGGCUUGGGGGUGCAUCCUGCUGAAAAUGGAAAAGGGGGGGGGUAAAAGGACUUCUGGGAUUAAAAAAAAAAAAACGAACAGGCUGGUCCUGUUUAAAGAAAGCUAUUUUUCCAUUUUUCGGAUUCAACCAUUGUGCUGUUUGUUUUUAUUGUUUUUGUUGUUCUCUUUACUUGUGUUUACCUGAAAUCGAUAUUUAUCUCAUUUGGUUCAGCCACUGUUAUCUACGGCUUCAGGUGGUGAUUUGCAAGCUCCGAUUCUUUGGUCACGCACCGAGUUCUUCAGCAUUGCCUAGCAACAGUUCAAGUAAAGAAAGUGAGGGAAUGAAUGCCUCUUUGGGGCUGGAGACCAUGAAAAAGGAGGGACUUCACACCAAUAGCCAGUCACUGUAGCUGCAGACAUACCAAUAUAAUCUAUUUCCUGCCUGGAGAUUCAAAAGAAUCGAUCGGUAUCUCAUGUUUUAAUGGUCUGUUUGUCGGAGCUUUGGUUACGAUACACACACACCAAGGCUUUUACAUGAGACAGUAUAGUUUCCUGACAUUCCACCAUGACGCUGCCGUUGUGUACUAGUGGGCACAGUUAUACUUCUAAGCAUGUCUUCUGGUAAUGAUCCAAGUUGUACAUAUCUUCUUUUAUAAUCUUUGUAAGACAUCCAAAAGAAUGCCAUAAGGUGACUAUUUGUUCUUGUUGUGGGUUGACCAAGAUGUUGUGAUUGAUGUAUAAUAAUUCAGUCCUAUUUAUUUGACUACAACACUGAAGACUGAUAUUUUUGUUUUGUGUUUUACAUGUACUUAUGUACUUUUUUUCAUAAAGUUAUUUUUGACAUGACUUCCUCUUCCUUUUGUCUUUCCAGUAAUAAAGCUUGCCUUGUGUGGCACUCAUGACACCAGC
Molecule: messenger RNA, 3544 nt
Organism: Colossoma macropomum (tambaqui)
Lineage: Eukaryota; Metazoa; Chordata; Actinopteri; Characiformes; Serrasalmidae
Gene: rnd1b
Product: Rho family GTPase 1b
Exons: 5
Coding region: 83-781 (232 amino acids)
Biological process (GO): small GTPase-mediated signal transduction
Molecular function (GO): GTPase activity; GTP binding
Source: RefSeq, a predicted model, not a curated record